GGCGCAUGAGCCGUAGGUGGCGGGCGUUCCUGCGCAAGCGCGCUCCCUGCGCCCGGCCCCUGCGCAGGCGCGGUGUCCGAAGCUCAGACCCGGGCGCAGGCGUACUCGUCUCCCUUCCAUCCUGCUUCCUCAGCCCUGGAGCUCGGCGGGGCUUGGGUGGGUCUCAACAGCGGCAGCACCGGUGGCGGCGAUAGUGACAGUGACUGCGUGAGAUUCGGACGGAAAUGGCGAUGGCGAUGUCGGACAGUGGGGCGACCCGCCUGCGCCGGCAGCUGGAGUCGGGGGGCUUCGAGGCGCGGCUGUACGUGAAGCAGCUCUCGCAGCAGUCGGACGGGGACCGGGACCUGCAGGAGCACCGGCAGCGCAUCCAGGCGCUGGCGGAGGAGACGGCGCAGAACCUGAAGCGCAACGUCUACCAGAACUACCGGCAGUUCAUCGAGACAGCCCGCGAAAUCUCCUACCUGGAGAGCGAGAUGUAUCAGCUCAGCCAUCUGCUGACCGAGCAGAAGAGCAGCCUGGAGAGCAUCCCGCUCACCCUGCUGCCGGCGGCCGCCGCCGCUGGGGCUGCCGCGGCCUCCGGCGGGGAGGAAGGGGGAGGCGGCGCGGGGGGCCGAGACCACCUGCGGGGCCAGGCAGGCUUUUUCCCCACUCCCGGGGGCGCCUCCCGCGACAGCUCGGGCCCCGGCGAGGAAGGGAAGCAGCGCACCCUUACCACCCUGCUCGAGAAGGUGGAAGGCUGCAGGCACCUGCUGGAGACGCCGGGGCAGUACCUGGUGUACAACGGGGACCUGGUGGAAUACGAGGCCGACCACAUGGCCCAGCUGCAGCGGGUGCACGGCUUUCUCAUGAACGACUGUUUGCUGGUGGCCACCUGGCUGCCCCAGCGGCGGGGGAUGUACCGCUACAAUGCCCUCUAUCCCCUGGAUGGUUUGGCCGUGGUCAACGUCAAGGACAACCCGCCCAUGAAAGACAUGUUCAAGCUGCUCAUGUUUCCCGAGAGCCGUAUUUUUCAGGCAGAAAAUGCUAAAAUCAAACGAGAGUGGCUGGAAGUGCUGGAGGAAACCAAGAGAGCCCUCAGUGAGAAAAGACGAAGGGAGCAGGAGGAGGCAGCGGCCCCUCGAGCACCACCCCAGGUGACUUCCAAGGCCAGUAACCCAUUUGAGGAUGAAGAAGACGACGAACCGGCCGUUCCUGAGGUAGAAGAGGAGAAGGUGGACCUCUCAAUGGAAUGGAUCCAGGAGUUACCUGAAGACCUGGAUGUCUGUAUUGCCCAGAGGGACUUUGAAGGAGCCGUUGACCUGCUGGAUAAAUUAAACCAUUACCUAGAGGAUAAGCCCAGUCCACCUCCUGUUAAAGAGCUAAGGGCCAAAGUGGAUGAGCGUGUCCGGCAGCUCACGGAGGUGCUGGUGUUUGAACUCUCCCCAGAUCGUUCCCUGAGAGGUGGUCCGAAGGCUACACGUAGAGCAGUUUCUCAACUGAUCCGGCUGGGCCAGUGCACAAAGGCCUGUGAGCUGUUUUUGAGAAACAGGGCAGCGGCUGUGCACACUGCAAUACGUCAGCUGCGCAUCGAGGGUGCCACCUUACUCUACAUUCAUAAGCUGUGCCAUGUCUUCUUUACCAGCCUUCUUGAAACCGCACGGGAAUUUGAGACGGAUUUUGCAGGCACAGACAGUGGCUGCUACUCUGCCUUUGUGGUCUGGGCGAGAUCAGCCAUGGGCAUGUUUGUGGAUGCCUUUAGCAAGCAGGUGUUUGAUAGUAAGGAGAGCCUCUCUACCGCGGCCGAGUGUGUGAAAGUGGCGAAGGAGCACUGUCAGCAACUGGGGGACAUUGGACUCGACCUCACCUUCAUCAUCCAUGCCCUUCUGGUGAAGGACAUCCAAGGGGCCUUGCACAGUUACAAAGAAAUCAUCAUUGAAGCCACUAAACAUCGCAACUCUGAGGAGAUGUGGAGGAGGAUGAAUUUGAUGACCCCAGAGGCCCUGGGCAAGCUCAAAGAGGAGAUGAAGAGUUGUGGGGUCCGAAACUUUGAGCAGUACACCGGGGAUGACUGCUGGGUGAACCUGAGUUACACCGUGGUUGCCUUCACCAAACAGACCAUGGGCUUCUUGGAAGAAGCCCUGAAGCUCUAUUUCCCAGAGCUGCACAUGGUACUUUUGGAGAGCCUGGUGGAAAUCAUUUUGGUUGCCGUGCAGCAUGUGGAUUACAGCCUUCGAUGCGAGCAGGAUCCAGAGAAAAAGGCUUUUAUCAGACAGAAUGCAUCCUUUCUCUAUGAGACCGUCCUCCCUGUGGUGGAGAAGAGGUUUGAAGAAGGCGUGGGGAAACCCGCCAAGCAACUCCAGGACCUGAGGAAUGCAUCCAGACUUAUUCGUGUGAACCCUGAAAGUACAACGUCAGUGGUCUGAUGCCCGUGGUUCUGUGUCUAUGUAUGCCUAUAUAUUGCUUAUACGUUAUUUAUAUUUAUAUUAAGUUGCAUUAGCAUAUUCUUUAUAGUCUUAAACACAGAUCAAAAAUAAAAGACGCCCUCUCAAACAGAAAUGCAGAAUCAAAAGGAAAAAGAAAAAAAAGUUAAAAUUAAGCCAAAAUAACAAAACAUUGGAAUUAUUAAAAUAUACACUUUCCUUUUAAAUUAUGCUAACUCUCUAAUGAAUAUGUUGUCACACUACAGCAUUUCAGUGUAUCGUUUUGGGUCAAAACACACUUUCUUCCAGUCUGUAUUAUGCAGCUCAGAGAAAUCGUUAUCUAUAAAUACGUAGAAUUUAAGUAUGUCGUGAGGUUUCCCAGUUCGCUAAAAUGUUAGGUCUCUUAAAAGAGUACAGUGCCGUACAAACACCCUGCUUCACACACUUCCCCACCUUAAAAUGUGACUGAACAAUUUGGGGGGGCGGGGGGAGGAGUUGAGAGCAUUGGUUUUAGCAUAAAUUUUAGUCAAAAAAAUUCCUUCUUGAAAGUGGCCAGUUUGUGGACUCAAAUAUUUGGAUAGCUUUCAUGAAAUAGCUCCUCAAACAUUUUGCCAGUGUGAUUUCAGUGACUAAUUAUUUUCACCUGCUAAUUAGCAACUUUCUAAUACUUGAUUCGGGAGCAUUUACUUGAAUCUUAAGGACUAUGGUAACUUUUCUUUCAACAUAUUCCUGAACUGCGUGAAUUUCUAGCCACAGCUUUUGUCCUUACCAUACUAAAAAAAUUAAAAUGAUUAAAAGAAAACCACCAAAACAGGACAGACUGAGGAACCUAGCAAUGGCCAGUGACUUUUAGCUGCCUUCCCUCAAUCUCCCUGUAACAUAUAAUGACUCAGACUACAUGGAAACGGGAGGAAAGUUUUCAGUGAAAUAUUUAUUGAAAUUUCAGGGCCUGGGUGGAUGGGAAAUUAGAAAAAAAUCAUAUGCAAACCCUACUCAAGUAUGACUGUUUUGAGCAGAGAUUUGGCUUUUGAUUUUUUGUAGCAAAGUAGAGAACAAAAAGGUGAGACAAUGUGCCCAAAGCCAAGGGAAGAAAAGAACUUUUGGUGACUCCUACUAGAAUGCUACAUACUGCCUUUCUCUUGUUUUGUGUUUUCCUUUGUUAUGAAAAGUAAAUAUAAUGCUUACUUCAGGUUGUUUCGUAAAACAAAAAUAGCUGAAGAAAUUGGAGCUUCCCAGGAUUUCUGAACUACUGCUUCCUCUGUGCAUUGAUUAUAUAAGAUUCCCCAUAUGUGAAGAGAAAUUGUGCUAAGGUCCACCAUUUUUCCCUCUUUCCAGUUGUGAUUCUUGUCCAAAAGUGCCAUUUCUGAUGCUGAGGACUUCCAAAGUUCUUGUCUUUUAUCUGAAUUAAAAUAGUGGUAUUAACUGGAAAUUAUGUAAAACUAAAAUAGCUUCCAAGAGUGGCUUAGGGUUUGUGAAGCUCCAUGACUCAGUUACUUGCUGUCAGAGGAGCCCUUUUAUGUAUUUUUAGCUAUGCAUUUUUUUUUUAAGAUUUUAUUUAUUUAUUUGACAGAGAGAAAUCACAAGUAGAUGGAGAGGCAGGCAGAGAGAGAGAGAGGGAAGCAGGCUCCCUGCUGAGCAGAGAUCCCGAUGCGGGACUCGAUCCCAGGACUCUGAGAUCAUGACCUGAGCCGAAGGCAGCGGCUUAACCCACUGAGCCACCCAGGCGCCCCAGCUAUGCAUUUUAAAGGUUGAAAAUUAUCAAAGUUAAGAUUUUCUUUAAUUUUUUCACAUAAAUUUAGAAUUUUCUAGACAAUAACCAUAACUGGAUAUCUCAGCUAAGCAGAAACAGUUAUAAUUUGCCUUUUUUAAGAUCACUGGAAACUUGAAUUUGAUAACAAUGUUAUUAUUUUGUGCAAGUUAGUUUCUAAAACUAUAUUGUAUAAAAUGUGUGUAAAUACCUGAUGCUGGGUCCAUGAAACGAUACUUCUGAAAUCAACACUUAAGGCAUGAAGUUGUAAAAACGUAAAUGUGUAUACUCAGAUAUUUAAAUGGUUACUUCUCCAUAGAACUGUCUGCUUUUUAAAACUGGAAGUACAGAAUUUUCUUUGGGUAAACUUUGUGUGUCGCUUAAUCAGAGUUGUAGCUGGAGGAAGUCAGCCGGUGGUGAUUCAGUUAGUGUGGGAAGUGGAUCAGAGACCGUCAGUGUCAUAAUGUAUCUUUGUGCCAAGACAGAGCCAUGGUGUACCAUUCCUCAGAGUGGAGUCGGAGCUCUUCCCUCGUUCUUGUUUCAUUAGACUCCAAAACAAGUCCUAAAAAUCGAAUACAGUUAGAGAUUAUCCAGAAAUACAGCACAUACUGUAAUCCACCACUGUAAACUUGAUUGCCUCUUCUUGUCUGCUUCCCACAUCACACUGUCACUCGAGCUUGGAAUCACAGAGUUGAUUGAAUUAAUUACUGUUGAGAAAAAGACACCCUGUAGAAUUAAGUCUCUUUUUGAUUAAAGCCUCAUUUCACUUAAAGUGCUGAACACUUACUUUUGUUUAAAAGACUACCUUUAGUUAAAUAACCGGCACUUGUAUUUUGCAAUUCGCUUACCUAGGAUUGGGAAUUUGGGACUUGACAUAAGGUGUAAAAUCAGUAUAUGUACAUUUUGCUUAUUGAUAUGCUGUGAUAUGAGGGAUCCUGAAAUGUUUAUCAAAAUAAAGCUUAAAAUUUUUCUUACACUGGAUAAAA
Mustela lutreola (European mink) is the source of this 5132-nucleotide messenger RNA. It is a transcript of the gene EXOC8, whose product is annotated as exocyst complex component 8. Gene Ontology annotation, biological process: Golgi to plasma membrane transport; exocytosis; intracellular protein localization. The transcript has a single exon. Lineage: Eukaryota; Metazoa; Chordata; Mammalia; Carnivora; Mustelidae. The record is from RefSeq and is a predicted model, not a curated record. Gene Ontology annotation, cellular component: exocyst. Bases 225 to 2402 code for a protein of 725 amino acids.